ACGCGCAAUAUUUCACGUUAAAGUGUGAUACAGUUAGCAUACGCUAAAUUGACACCGUUGGCAUGGGUGCUCUCUGCCACUCGAUCAGAUCAGUACUAUUAAUACCUAGCUUUAACUGACGCAUCCUUGAUGGCAAGGAGAUUAAACGUUAAGUCUCGUUUACACUCAGAGCUCGUUUUUUCUAGUGAUUGCGUGCCGAUUAUCCUCGAUGUGAUUGGAAGAAAAUACUCGUCUCUCUCUUAUGCUUCAUUUUUCAUCUACUCUGUUUUUCGUUGAUCAUCUAGCCGUUAACUGUUCAUUUAUUUACAAUACUGAUAGUUAGUAGUUGAGAAAAAACUUUCAAAUGAGGUAUAUUUUGAGCAAAAGGCAAUGGUGAAAAAACAAAUCAUUGAUAGCAAUUUAUAGUUAAUGCAGUUUCUCGGCUUCUUUGAUUCGUUUUUCUUUAAACAACGGGUAUUGUAUCUAGAUUUCUAAACUAGUUCUUGUGAAGAAAUGAAAAAGUCAAAGACGCGUAUUGCAAAAGCACGGACCAAUCACAAAACUAGUUGCUUUUGUUCACUAUCUGUUUGUUUGGUCUCUCUUGCUGAAUGCCAUGGAUUAACUUUGGCAAAUUAAUUAACCGUUAACAAAAGCUGCACUUGAUCACUUUUGAAUCAAUUGGAAAAUAAACUGCCCAGGUAAACAAACUUCAUAAUCCUAUAGCAACUGCUGAAACACGAGUGUGAUACACACUUUACAGUUAAUACAAUAGUUAUUGACUUCGCGCCAUCAAGAUUUUAGCAAUGGCGUUCGUCUUGCAAGAGCGCAAACAGAUUUCACCGUUUAAUAUUCUGAUGGGAACAAUUUCUAGUCAGCUCAGCCGCGAAAACAUAAGGAAGAUUAAAGUACAGCUUCGCGGGCAUGUCAACAAAGAACUUCUCAGCAGACUGAAAGGCGGCUUCGAUAUAAUGCAUAUUCUUCAAGACCGUGGAUUAGUUAGCGAGAAAAAGCUGUCUUUCCUACGAAAACUUCUACAAGACUGUGAGUUAUUUGCACUUAUUGAAUUACUGGAUGAAUACAAACAAGCUGUACAUGUGAUGAAUGGCAAGUCCAAGGAAGGCGAUAACAACACCUUAACCACUCGAAGAAUUAACACACUUCAGCGAUUGAUGGGAAGACAGUUGGAAGAAUUAGCCAACUGUUCCGCGAGAGGAAACGACUUAAAGAAGACUCUGGAAGAGAAACACGCCCUGCUUGAUUCACAAAAGGAAAUUAUUAUCGUUGGACAAGAAGCUAUCGACAGCAUUAACGAGCACAGAGACCUGACUGAACAAGAAAAGAGUGUAGUCGAGGAGAGAGCGCAAGAAAAUGAAGCCAUGUUACACGCACAAGAGAAAGAAUUCAAGGAGCUGCUGAGUCUGUUAGGAGCGAAGGAUAAAGCUCCCAAGAAAAGCGGGAGGAUUGAUAAGAGGAAGACUGUAUUUGAUAAACACACUAACGAAAAAACAAGCAAAACUUUGGAGACACUGAGUAAGCAACGAGACGAAAAACAAGAAACUCUGAAAAAAACGGUCAAGUCUGUGGACGACAUUCGAACACAGUUGUUAGCCAAACGCGAGGCAGUGAGACACUGUAGUGAGGCUGUGUUCCUCAAGACAAACGAACUAGUAGAUGUUGAUCAAUGUAUUUUGGAAACGAUGGAAGAUGUUAGAAAAAUAAAGCAAGAAAUUCGUCAAAAUGAAUUCGAUUUGUUCGAUCUACAGCAACAAAUCGAGGAAACACAAGACGAAAUUGAACGAACAAGAAAAAAUGGAAUCGCAAAUAAAGCUUUCAAAAUACCUCUCUGGAGACUGGAAAGCCCCGAGAAACACAAAUCAAAGGGGUUAAACUAUUCAGAAGUUCUCGAGGAAAACUCUUAUUCUCUUGGAUCUCUGGGCAUGCGCUCUGUUCCUCUCCAGUUCGACUUCCCAUGCUGCGUAGCGAGCCACAAUGGACUUAUCUAUACUGCUGACCGCAGUAACUGCCGCGUGCUAGUGUUUGACGCUGUUGGCGAACUUUCUCGGGAACCAAUUGAAUUUGGUAGCACAGGUCCAGUGGCCAUUGCAGUCAAUAAACGAGGAAAUAUCGUAGUAACGGACUCGCAGAUAAUCAAGGUUUUCAGUUCGGAUGGGGCGUUAUCGCAUAAUUUUCUCCCCGUUUACAGCAAGAGAGAUACAAGACCCGAGAUUUCUGCACUAACGCUGGACAGGGAGGGGAAUAUAUUAGCAGCCGACCGGCCGAACCACAGAAUUCAGAAAUUUCGCAUUGACGGCCAUUUCUUGGGCUUCAUCGGUGGCUCAAUGUACCUGCAGUAUCCAAGCGGAGUGGCCAUCACCAAGAAUAACGACGUUGUUAUCUCAGAAUGCGAGAGCCAUCAGCUUAAGAUUUUCCACGAGCAUGGAAAAUCUUUCACUGUUGUUGGCCGUAGCGGAGUUGGGAAAAAUCAGUUGAUGAACCCCAGAGGACUUGCAGUAGAUUAUGAAGGAAAUAUUCUAAUAGCCGAUAGCUUGAAUCACCGAAUUCAAGUGAUAGACUCACAAGGAAAUUUCAUUGGUAGUUUUGGACGGUUAGGUUCGGGUCCCGGAUGUCUAGAUACCCCGUAUGCAUUGGCUGUAAACCGUCGAGGUCACGUAAUAGUCGCAGACAGUGGAAAUCACCGUAUAACAUGUUUUACUUGAGAGAGUUUUGUAAUAGUAAUAGGACCGAGUGGAGUACAUCCAGCUAGGGAGUAAUCGUGCAAGUUAUUUCAAAAUCGGACGAGCGAACAGCGCGAGGGCGAUUUGAAAUUACAAGCACGUUUACCUUCUGAAUUGCACGACACGAGAAAGUCGUUUGAAUUCCAAAAGUAUUUGUAUAGUUCACAUUGAACUAUAACUCAACAACUUAAACAAAACAAUAUGUAUUAUGUUCAUUUUGUUCUCUAUCUCUUGUUCUUCUCUGAUUUUCUCUUGUAACAGACCGGAUUCUCUUCCAUUGUGUAAAAUCCCUUGCAAUUACAGAUAAACAGUUAUUCUUUUCAA
Orbicella faveolata is the source of this 3038-nucleotide messenger RNA. RefSeq lists its product as uncharacterized. NCBI's taxonomy places the organism in Eukaryota, Metazoa, Cnidaria, Anthozoa, Scleractinia, Merulinidae. Gene Ontology annotation, molecular function: protein binding; ubiquitin protein ligase activity. Gene Ontology annotation, biological process: regulation of apoptotic process; proteasome-mediated ubiquitin-dependent protein catabolic process; protein polyubiquitination. The record is from RefSeq and is a predicted model, not a curated record.